Molecule: messenger RNA, 744 nt
Organism: Acanthisitta chloris (rifleman)
Lineage: Eukaryota; Metazoa; Chordata; Aves; Passeriformes; Acanthisittidae
Gene: CLIC2
Product: chloride intracellular channel 2
Exons: 6
Coding region: 1-744 (247 amino acids)
Biological process (GO): chloride transmembrane transport; negative regulation of ryanodine-sensitive calcium-release channel activity
Molecular function (GO): chloride channel activity
Source: RefSeq, a predicted model, not a curated record
AUGGACAGUCGGCAGCACAACGCCACCAAGGAGCCCGAGAUUGAGCUGUUUGUGAAGGCUGGUCUGGAUGGAGAAAACAUCGGAAACUGCCCUUUCUGCCAACGCCUCUUCAUGGUGCUUUGGCUCAAAGGGGUCAAGUUCAACGUCACCACGGUGGACAUGGCCAGGAAACCCGAAGAGUUGAAAGAUUUAGCACCGGGCACCAACCCACCGUUCUUGCUGUUCAACAAGGAGCUGAAAACAGACUUCAUCAAGAUUGAGGAGUUCCUGGAGCAGACCCUGGGUCCACCCACGUAUCCACACCUGAGCCCCAAAUACAAGGAGUCCUUUGACGUGGGCAGUGACAUCUUUGCCAAGUUCUCAGCAUACAUCAAGAACCCACGCAAGGAAGCAAACAUCAAUUUUGAGAAGGCCCUGCUGCGGGAGUUUCAGCGCCUGGAUGCCUACCUGAACACUCCUCUCCCAGAGGAGAUUGACCAGGACAGUGUGGAGGACAUCACUGUCUCCAAAAGGAAAUUCCUGGAUGGAGACCACCUGACACUGGCUGAUUGCAAUCUCCUGCCCAAACUGCACAUCAUCAAGAUUGCAGCCAAAAAGUACCGUGACUUUGAGAUCCCAGAGGACAUGACGGGUGUCUGGCGCUACCUCAACAACGCCUAUGCCUGCGAUGAGUUCAAUCACACCUGCCCUGCGGAUGAGGAGAUCGAGCAUACCUAUGCCAGUGUUGCUAAGAAGAUGACCUAA